Molecule: messenger RNA, 424 nt
Organism: Danio rerio (zebrafish)
Lineage: Eukaryota; Metazoa; Chordata; Actinopteri; Cypriniformes; Danionidae
Source: RefSeq, a predicted model, not a curated record
UUUCAGAGUCGACUCACCUACGACUCGCUCCAGUUUGAGGGCCUCAACAUCACUGUGGGAGAGCUGAAGCGGCAGAUCAUGAGGCGCGAGAGGCUGAAGUUCUGCCAGCUGAAGAUCAGCAAAGCCCAAACUGAUGAAGAAUACACAGAUGAUGAUGCUCUCAUCCCCAAAAACACAUCUGUCAUCAUCAGACGGGUCCCUGCGGCUGGACUGAAGUCCUCCAAAAGAAGAUUUGUUGGACAUCAAGCUGGACCAUCAGCUAAAUCUUCUCAAACAGGUGAUUCUUCACUCCUCUCACUGGAGCAGCUGUUGAAGGUAUUGAACAAAUGAUUAAUUCACCCCACUGUGCUGCUCUGUAUUGAACUGCAGUGUUUGCAUUUGAGGCGUCAUAAUGACAUGUAGUGCAGAAUAUCAAUACACAGUG